This is a messenger RNA of Eimeria maxima, 685 nucleotides long. Its product is annotated as WD-40 repeat protein, putative. Gene Ontology annotation, biological process: mRNA splicing, via spliceosome. NCBI's taxonomy places the organism in Eukaryota, Apicomplexa, Conoidasida, Eucoccidiorida, Eimeriidae. The transcript has 9 exons. Gene Ontology annotation, cellular component: precatalytic spliceosome. The annotation marks the transcript as partial. The record is from RefSeq and is a predicted model, not a curated record. Gene Ontology annotation, molecular function: protein binding.
AUGUUGCUAAAAGUAUUAGAGUAUUUCACAAAUAAGAGUCACCCAGAGUGUGCAGCAUUCUCUCCUGAUGGUCGUUAUCUAGCUAGUGGAUCAAUUGAUGGAUUUAUUGAAGUAUGGAAUUGGCAACUUGGUUGUCUAAAUAAAGAUCUUAAAUAUCAAAGAGAGAACAAUCUCAUGAUGCACGAGACAGCUGUGGUGGCGAUUGCAUUCAGUCGUGACAGCGAAGCCCUUGCCACAGGAAGCCAAACUGGACAACUAAAGGUUUGGUUAGUUGCUACUGGUCAAUGUAUAAAAAAGAUAGAUAAAGCUCAUGAUGCAGCUAUUGCCUCUAUUACAUUUAGCAAAGAUAGCACACAUAUACUUACGGGCUCCUUUGAUACAACUGCCAGGAUUCACGGUUUGAAGGCAGGGAAGACAUUAAAAGAAUUUAGAGGACAUUUAACUUUUGUUAAUUGUGCCUUAUAUUUACCAGAUAAUAUUCGUAUUAUUACAGGGAGUGCUGACGGGAAGAUAAAGAUAUGGGACUCUAAGACACAAGAUUGUUUAUCUACUUUUACUCCUCCUGUUCCUCCGCAUAUGCAAGCAGCGCAGUGUUUACCAUCUGUUAUGGCUAUUAUUCUUGCACCAAGGGGUUUGGAGGAGGGGUUUGUGUGUAUAUAUAUGCAGAAUGUUGGUAAUGAUUUAA